Messenger RNA from Lichtheimia ornata, 1101 nucleotides. RefSeq lists its product as uncharacterized. Lineage: Eukaryota; Fungi; Mucoromycota; Mucoromycetes; Mucorales; Lichtheimiaceae. Bases 1 to 1101 code for a protein of 366 amino acids. The transcript has 4 exons. The record is from RefSeq and is a predicted model, not a curated record.
AUGCAGUCUCUUUUUCGUACUCGUGUCAGUAAACGACGCUUUUUUAUUAUCCUUGUUGUCUUCUCUCUUGCUUCAUUCACCAUCCUCUUUCAACAUGGACUGUCAUCGCCCUCUCUUUAUACCACUGACAAGAAGAUACCCAACAAACCAUCCUUGUUUAUUGCUGCCAACUUGUAUAACAACGAGCCUAUUCUCAACUAUUGGAUGACUGAAGUCGAGCGACUGGCACAGUGGGCAGGUCCUUCUCGUGUGUUUAUCUCUGUAUAUGAGAAUGGUAGCAAAGAUCAAACCAAAAAGAUACUGGCCUCUUGGCGAGAUCGAUUGGAAGAAUUGGAUAUCCCACACAGCAUCGUUACAGACGACCAACCAAAGAUCACAGCCGACUCGAUCAGGCGGAUUGUAACACUGGCCAAUGUGCGUAACCAGGCGUUGGCACCCCUCUUUGAAAACGCCAAUGGAUCAUCAUCAUCAUCAUCAUCUUCCUCCUACGACCGUAUCGUCUACCUAAACGACAUUGUAUUCCGCUUGGAGGAUGUUUUAAAGUUACUCGAUACCAAUGGUGGUGAUUUUGAUGCAGCAUGUGGUCUUGAUUUCUUUGGUCGCUUUUACGAUGUGUUCGCCACACGUGAAAUUGAUGGUCGAUGGGUGGGUUCAGGCGACUACCCCUACUUUGCUGAUGAAACGAGUCAAAAGCUGCUACGACAAGGACAACCGGUACCUGUUUAUAGUUGCUGGAAUGGAAUGGCCGUGUUUGCUGCAGAGCCCUUUAUCAAUCACCAUCUCCAAUUUCGAGCCAUAUUGCCAAAGGAACCACAACCACCCGUCGAAGCAUCCGAAUGCUGUCUCAUUUUCACUGAUUUGCGCGAUGUACAAAAGGACGCACGUGUAUUUAUUAAUCCCAAAGUCAGGGUCGCUUAUGACUUGUUCCAUUACUGGUAUGCUCGUACGAUACUCCCACUUUGGAACCCAUUCAUGCUACUGUACAAUCACCCAAAUCACGACAUGGACAAUGAAAAGGAAGCUGAAUGGACAUAUCAGGUUCACAAGGCAUAUGACAUGGGGGUCGAUGAACGCGAUUACAUCUGUUUGCAGCCUCGGUAG